AUGGAUCAAAAUACUUCAAUAGACAAUGGUGUCGCGUCCGACGACGAUCACGGAUCCAACACAAUCGACGUGGAGGAGCCCGCGGCGGAAGAACCAAAGGCGACAACACCUCCAAGUAUGAAUCAUGGGAAGCGAAUAUUGACCUCCAUGCAACCGGAACUUACGAUAAAAACCCCAAAUGCCCAGUUCUUUGGCUCGAUGCCCCGAUCCGAUGAGGAUGCCCCUCAAUCUGUCAUUCAUGCUCCGGCAGGCUUUGGCGAAUUUAUUGGGAAAAGCGGCCCAAAUCAGAUCCAUCGCCAGAAUGACGGACAACACACCUCGGUCAUCGGCGAUGCGGAUAUCAAAGAGACGAUAGUCAGCAACGAUAGAGUAGCGGACAAGAAGUCCGUCAAUAGCCCUGCAUCCCCACCUCCACUUACGACAACCAUCCCUCCAGCAAAUGACUGGUCAGAUAGAGCAACACCUCGCGCGCAGACGCGGCAGGAAAUCGAAGAUCUUGAUCGGCGCCAUUCUACCAGUCUCGAGGAUAUACCUGAGGGCAACGAUACCGACAUAUCAGUAACCUCGGCUACAUCCAACUCACCAAUAGCAAUGAUAACGGUCAAUGCAGACCCAACACCUAGAAAGAUAUUCUCAUUUUCAAGUCCAGGCAUUCAGACUCGGAGAGACGAGACUGCCGCUUUGUGGACAGCGCUUGACGAGUGCUGGACUUUUUGUAAUACGUUAGCUAAUUUGAGCUCUAAUCAUCGCGAACGUCUAUUCAAUUCGACGAGCAAAGGAGAUAUGCAGGAGCUAGCAUGGAAAUCCUGCUGGAAACUAUGUCGAAAAUUAUACGAGGGUCGAGAGGAUGACUAUGCGUCGCAAGUCGACCCUACAUUGGACUUGUGCCGGGACUUUUGUCAGGCCUUGUUCGAAGUCCGCGCUCGAGAGAACGAAGACGCAGACUCUGUAUUGCGAGUCAGCUUUGAGCUUAACAAUCACCUUUACAAUGCUAGCGAUCACAAUUUACCUCCGAUGUUCCGGGAGCGCACCCUUGAUUUCUACAUAACGCUGUGCCAUCGGCUCAUGAAACAGCGGAUGCACCUUGAGGAAGAGACGGAUUCGCUACUGCAUGCUUGCUGGUCAUUGGCUGAGAUGCUCUUUAGUAUUCGGCAAAGCAAGCGGGAGGGCAAGAACCCUGACGAGGAACUUUUGGGGUCGGCCAUUCAAGCUUGCUGGGAGCUUUGCGAUCUCUUCCGUGAAGGAUGGACGCAGAUUCGGCCAGAUCGAGGAACCCCUAGGCCGAGUCAAAUCAGCUUUUCCGAGGCGAUGCAGAAAGCCAGAGAAACGCCGGUGAUGAUGGUGGAUGAGGACUCGGCCUCUCAAUUGAACCCCGAGACACCGACUACAAUCUUUGAGGACACUGCAACGAUCUCGCCAGAUGAUGCACCGAUUCCUAACAUUCUCGUGCUUGGACAUGCCCAGGCGGUCCAAGCCAGUCAAAACAAGUGGUCUUCCAGCUCAUCGACGUUGUCAGGCCGGUCACGUACAUCCGAGCAUACUUCAUCGACCAACACAGUGGUGACGUCGGCCGAGGAUCCGAAUAUCAUCCGGUUGAAGCUUCUCAUAACCAAAGCAGCCAUGGACACGGGAUAUCAACGAGGUAGUAAUCAGACGCUAUCUUCAUUCAGCAAAUCCCUUUCGUCAGAUUCCUUCGGCUCGCUGCCAUGGCAAGUGUCACUGCUCGAACAAUAUAAAAAGCUAGUCACCACCGACGCUGCCUUUAGGGUCAUCGGAGCACCAGGUCUUGCAGGGGCCGUGGACGUCGCACGAGCGGUGCAAUCGAUGGUACAAAACGGGCAAUAUACGUGGUUACGAGAUCUGUACAGACUUGUAUUUGGAUUCCACGUUGAGGAGGCUGUUGGACGACGAAAUGUGACUAUACAGACAUGA
This is a messenger RNA of Talaromyces amestolkiae, 1932 nucleotides long. RefSeq lists its product as uncharacterized. Bases 1 to 1932 code for a protein of 643 amino acids. Lineage: Eukaryota; Fungi; Ascomycota; Eurotiomycetes; Eurotiales; Trichocomaceae. The transcript is spliced from 5 exons. The record is from RefSeq and is a predicted model, not a curated record.